Messenger RNA from Triticum aestivum (bread wheat), 2271 nucleotides. RefSeq names its product NEP1-interacting protein 1. The transcript is spliced from 5 exons. Lineage: Eukaryota; Viridiplantae; Streptophyta; Magnoliopsida; Poales; Poaceae. The annotation marks the transcript as partial. The record is from RefSeq and is a predicted model, not a curated record.
CCUCCACCUUGCUGGCUGGCCGCCGUCUCUCUGCCCGCCCAGCUCCAGCCCUCGCCCCCGCCCCCGCCACCGCCCCCGCCUUGCCUCUCGGCGUUCUCCCUGGCCACCGCGCCGUCCACGCCGACUCGCCCCACGACGACCACCGCGCCGUCGCUCCCCCCCUCAUCUGUGUGUGUGUGUUCUUGUGCAGCCGGGCUGUUCCUGGGAGCCGUCACCGGCGGGCUGAUCGGCCUCGCCACGGAGAGCGGCCUCUUCCGUGGCACUGGAAUCGGCGCCAUCACCGGCGCGCUGGUGUCCAUCGAGGUCGUCGACUCCUCCAUCCGCCUCUGGCGCUCCCGCCGGUCCGGGAUCUGGAGCAUCUUGUACGUGCUUAAUGUGAUCUACAGCCUCCUCACCGGCAGGCUCGUCCGCGAGAAGGUCGAUCCAGCCGUGCACCGGGUGGUCUGGAGCCAGAUGAACGCAGUGGACUCAUCGCAGUUCAGGGAGGCCCCUGAUCUUUUCGACAUCGAGGGAACCAACGGCAUGCCGAGUGCGUGCAUCGACAAGCUGCCCGAGAUCAGGAUCACCGAGGAGUACAACCAGAAUGCCGUCGGUCACGUCUCUAGAUGCUCUGUUUGCCUGCAGCUUAAUGUGAUCUACAGCCUCCUCACCGGCAGGCUCGUCCACGAGAAGGUCGAUCCAGCCGUGCAGCGGGUGGUCUGGAGCCAGCAAAAGAGAAUAUGCAGCAUGCUCUUUCUGAAGAAGUUGAUUGUACAACUGAAGCCCAUUUACGGACUCACUGGCGAUUGAUCACUUAUGUUACAAAGGUCAGACUGUCAGAGUUGGCAUGGUGGCAGAACGUUUUCAUUAAACUGUAGGCAUUGCUAAAUGAUCAUAGGUUCAUCUCCAAUAUACAACUACUUGGUCGCUGUAUAAUUGCACUAAUCCCCUCUGUGUUCAGAGAAGCACAGGCGCGCCGCUUAUCUUCAGAAAGGUAGAGUGAUGGCUUAUGCAGCAUCUGUUCAGAUUAUGGGAAAAAGAAAUUUAGUGACCCAACUGUGUUGCUUUCUGACCAAUUAUGUUCAGCAAUCACAUACUGUAUGUGAUUCAACCAUAUCGAUGACGGCGCGGUGCGCAACCGCCUUCGGAGCCCAUGAUUCAGACCGUGUGUGCUGCCCGACUUUUGCAUCAAAAAGGUUCAGCAACACAUCUGGUUCAAGAGUAUCAUCAGUUUCGUAUAAUUUUCUUGAAAAAAUUCUGUUGCCAUUUCCGCAAUCUUCUUCUUUUCCUGAACCCAAUCCCCUCUGCAUCUUUUAGUUUGCCUAAUCUUAUUUUUCCUUUGUCGACAUGUUGCUUUUCGUUGAAAAUACAUAUGGUGAUUUGUUCCCCCUCUCUGAUAGUAGUGACUCGAGAGCGUUGACGCCAUAGCAUCUUCUCUUCUCCGUACAGAUAUUUCAUCCAACUCCUUUGAGCAUUUCUGGAUUAGCUCAUCUCGCAGGCGUCCGACAAAUCAUCCAGUCGCUGCCUUAGCUUCUGAACUUUGAACCAGACUUCUGCCUUAACCUCUGAACUCUGAACCAGGGGGGUUUUACCCUGAUUCUUCAGUUCAGUUUAGUUGGGACACCCAAUUCCUAGUUUUGCUAACAGGUGUGCUGCUAGAUUGACCGAAUAGCAGAGCUAGAGAAGCACAGGCGUGCUGCCUGCAUCUUGAAAUCUUCAAUAGGCACCGCAUACCUUGACAGGUCUGGUUCUUCGCGAUUCAUGGCCUGCUCCAGCAGCAUUGCAUCGGUCUCGACGACAACCCGGAUGGCGCCCGGCUGCACUGCUAAAUUGAAUGCUUGAAACAUAUAGCCUCUAGUUCAGUACACCUGUGCUUCUCUGAACUCUGCCUUAACCUCUGAACUCUGAACCAGGGGUUUUUUACCAUGAUCCUUCAGUUCAGUUUAGUUGAGACACCCAAUUCCUCUGUCCAUGAUCUGAAAUCUCUCCUUCAGUUAAGUUGAGACACCCAAUUCCUCUGCCCCUGAUCUGAAAUCUCUUCUUCAGUUAAGUUGAGACACCCAAUUCCUCUGCCCCCCGUAUGAAAUUUCUUCUUCAGUUAAGUUGAGACACCCAAUUCCUCUGUCCCUCAUCUGAAAUUUCUUCUUCAGUUAGACACAGAGAUUGAAUUUCUUUGCUUCCCUCCCGCAACCGCAACCGCAACCGCCUCCCUCCUCCUCCCCCCUUCAAAUACCCGCUCCGCCGGGCCGCCCAAACCCACGGCAACCAAACCAACCCGACCCGAUCAAGAAA